This is a messenger RNA of Cygnus atratus (black swan), 798 nucleotides long. It is a transcript of the gene PNMT, whose product is annotated as phenylethanolamine N-methyltransferase. Gene Ontology annotation, molecular function: phenylethanolamine N-methyltransferase activity. Bases 1 to 798 code for a protein of 265 amino acids. The record is from RefSeq and is a predicted model, not a curated record. The transcript is spliced from 3 exons. Gene Ontology annotation, cellular component: cytosol. Lineage: Eukaryota; Metazoa; Chordata; Aves; Anseriformes; Anatidae.
AUGAGCAGCCUGGCCGCCGUCCGGGAGGGCUACGAGCGCUUCGACCCCCGCGCCUACCUGCAGAACAACUACGUGCCCCCCCGGGCUGACUUCUCCUCCGAGGACUGCGUGGUGCCCUGGAAGCUGCGAUGCCUGGCCGAGACCUUUGCCAGCGGUGAGAUCCGCGGGCGCACGCUCAUCGACGUGGGCUCGGGCCCCACCAUCUACCAGCUGCUGAGCGCCUGCGACCACUUCGAGGAGAUCGUGGCCACCGACUACCUGGCGGUGAACCGGGAGGAGCUGCAGCGCUGGGCGCGGGGCGAGCCCGGCACCUUCGACUGGAGCCCCUUCAUCCAGCACGUCUGCAAGAUCGAGGGGCGCGGGGAGCCCUGGCAGGAGAAGGAGCGUCGGCUGCGGGGCCGCCUGCGGCGCAUCCUGCCCAUCGACGUGCACCGGCCGGACCCGCUGGGCGCCCCGCUGCGCCCGCCGGCCGACGCGCUGCUCUCGGCCUUCUGCCUGGAGGCCGUCAGCCCCGACCGCGCCGCCUUCGGCCGGGCUCUGGAGCACGUGGGCUCGCUGCUGCGCCCGGGGGGCCACGCGCUGCUGCUGGGCGCCCUGGGCGAGUCCUUCUACCUGGCGGGCGCCGCGCGCCUGCCCGUGGUGCCGCUGGCCGAGGACGACGUCCGCGGGGCGCUGACGGGGGCCGGCUUCGCCCUGCGGCAGUUCCGCUCCUACGCCAUGCCGCCCGCGCUCCGCACCGGCGUGGACGACGUCGACGGCGUCUUCUUCGCCCACGCGCAGAAGCCGAUGGAGGCCUGA